Messenger RNA from Fusarium mangiferae, 2238 nucleotides. RefSeq lists its product as uncharacterized. The transcript is spliced from 5 exons. Gene Ontology annotation, molecular function: transcription coregulator activity. Gene Ontology annotation, cellular component: nucleus; Z disc. The coding region runs from base 1 to 2238 and encodes 745 amino acids. The record is from RefSeq and is a predicted model, not a curated record. NCBI's taxonomy places the organism in Eukaryota, Fungi, Ascomycota, Sordariomycetes, Hypocreales, Nectriaceae.
AUGGAUCCACUGUCCAUCGCGAGCUCAGUGGUGGGAUUGACUGCGACAUGCCUCGCGACCUGCAAAAAGCUUCAUGAUCUCGCUGGAGAGUUCCAGGAUGUCCCAGCUAUCAUCGCAAUGAUAUGUUCGGAGUCAACGAUCAUUAGCAUCGGCCUUUCAGAACUUCAAACGAAGAUCCUUCAAAGAGACGACCUCGCACAAGCUUGGGCAUCAAAAACAGAAAUUUGGAUGGUUUUUGAGGCGGCCCUCACUGGAUGCAUGAUUGUCUUCAGCUGUCUGGAGGCUGAAACGCGAAGCCUUCGGUCUGAAAACCCGGGACUCUGGGCUAAGAUUAAAUUCAUAUGGAACCAAGACCGCCUAAGAGAGCUGUUGGGUGCGUUGAGAGGGCAACAGUCAUCCAUAAACUUUCUCUUAAAUCUUCUUGAACUUGAGACCUUGUCCAACAUCCAAAAGGAUAUACGUACAAAUGCGCCAAGGAUAAAAGCAGCUGCCUCGCAAGCACAGUCCCUGCGAUCUUGCAAUCCUAGUGUCAAAAUGGACAUAGAAUCUGUUUUCGAUAAUGAUGCUGCUAAGCUCAGCUACUUUGACGUCGAGACCGUUUCUGGUAUUGCACCUUCUGAACUUGACUUUACAUUCGAUGAUGUUGUGAUCAACAGCCAGGCAUACAGACGGGUCUUUAUCAAGGCUCGUUCUGAAAUUCAGCAGCUUCAUGUGGGCAAUGUGGACUCUGAUACGGAGAUUACCAAAACGAAGAAAGAGGGUUCAGUCGAUUCCCAGAAAGACGACGUUUCGUCAAUCAGAAAAUCACGAGAGUGGGCGAGCUCAUACACCACAGAUACAGGGAGAUCUCAGCUCCGAGGAAAGAAUUCCGUUAGCAGGUUAAACCGCAAGAUCUCCUGGCAAGGUACAUGGGACAUCUCCCUGCCGUCUGAACUUUCAUCUACUUGCUCCGCUUGUUCCAAGAGAGUUACAGGUCGUCAAGUGACAGCGUUAGGCCAAAAGUGGCAUGCGAAAUGUUUUACAUGCUCUGACUGCGGAGUCACUCUUCAAAGUGACUGUUUCCUAUCACAAGAAGAAAAUGGCAUUCAACCAAAACCACUGUGCGAGCAAGAUUUUCUUCGGCGAAGGGAUAUACACUGCUUCAAGUGCCAGGAGACUAUCAUAGGUGACUUUAUAGGAGCCUUUGAUCGUCAAUACCACAAGCACCACUUUACCUGUGAUAAAUGCGAAAUAAUUUUCACGAAGAAGAGUGACUGGCAUCAACAAGACGGUGGGAUCUACUGCAUGCUACACUUCUGUCGAGACAUUGCAUACUAUUGUGAUGGCUGCAAGUUUCCCAUCAUGGAGGGAUGUCACGUAUCGGAUCAACAAGGAAGAACAUGGCAUAGCCCCUGUUUCCGUCUCUCUUCGUCCUGGGGGCUCAUACUGCCGGUAUCAUCCAACGGUCGCCGAUAUCUUGACUUCAUUCGGGAUAAAUCCCAAACAAGGCUAAGUAGCUUCUGUCAGCAAUUGCACGAUGUCCGCACCAAUGACAUCUAUCUCUGUUGUUCCAACUUUACAACGGGAUUUCGAAAUUCAGUUGCGUAUUCUUUACACCUCUGUAGACAAAAGCCUCGUGAGGAGAGUUAUGAAUCAUGGAGAGUGGUGCUUUCAAUGCUCGCGCGGCUCUUUAGAGCCACUACAAAGGCCAUCAAUAAUGGCGGACGCAAUAGCGAACUCAUGUACUUCACCUCGACCCUUCAAGGACGCGUGAAAGACUAUAUAGAGGGCCGAGAGCCUUCUGCUCAGGUCGUAGGACUCCAGGUCUCAGAAUUACUCAAGCCUCUGUUGAAGCUAUCUUUCCAAGGAUGUUUACAAGAUCACUACAACUCAUGGGACGUUGGAAAUGAGGAUCUUGACGAAAUUAUCAAUUGUCUCGGGGCAGUUGGUCUCGACGAACUAGACGAUCGUUACGACCAACAGCCAACUGGCCCUGCUGAAGAAAGUUGGACAUCUGCAGACAAUUUUCAGUGCAUCACUCAGCAUAGGGCUUUUGAGCAUCCGCACCCAGGUCGAAAACUGCUUAUGCACUGUUGUUCGGAUUUCUCUUGUCAGAAAAACUGCCAAGCUGAUGGUACCGACGAGUGCAAGGUUAACCGACUGGGUGAAGGUUUAGAUGUCACCCCAUGUGAUAAGCUUGCAUUGAAUAGGAUAUGGAGAUGUUGGUAUGACUCGUCGGGCGAGGAGUCUCAAGAGUAG